Molecule: messenger RNA, 579 nt
Organism: Lodderomyces beijingensis
Lineage: Eukaryota; Fungi; Ascomycota; Pichiomycetes; Serinales; Debaryomycetaceae
Source: the annotation of a GenBank genome assembly
AUGAGUGGAAUAGCAUUGAAGAUAACAGCACUUUUAAUCCGCACGAUAUCGAAACCAAUUUCAAAAGCAAUAACGAAUAGAGCAACCUCGAAUGAAUUUUUCCGACAACAAUGUAUAGCAUUUGCCAACUAUUUACAUCGUACAGAUGUCAAACUUCGAAUGAACCUAUUGGGGGAAAAGAAGAUCAGAGUGAGACCGUUGAAUGACAACAAGGCCAUUGAACAAGGAGCAACAUUCAUCUCGGAGGCGUUUUUAUUUAGCGUUGCUGGCGGAUUAAUCUUUUAUGAGGCUUAUCGGAGCAGGAAGAAAGCUACAAAUCAAAGAGAAGCACUUGCUGAUGACAUUGCGGUGCUACAGAGCGAGAUUGAGUUUAUCAAGGACAAAUUGGGCACUAUGAAUAUCCGAUUGGACGACUACAAGGUUCCUGAUGGGUACAAGCCCAAGUAUGUCAAGAUUGGCAAUCAGAAUGAGGACAAGAAUGAUGGCACGUCAUUGUCACCACCACCGUCGCUGUCGCCGUCGUCGCUGUCGCCGUCGACUUCUAAACUAUCAUCACCACCACCACCAUCAAACAAGUAG